AUGGGAGCGUCCAAGCUGCCCGCCCUACAGCCUCGGUCUUGCUGCUGGAGGGUGACCAAGCCUGCUGCUUGCCCAGCCUGGAAAGAACUGACCGUGGACGAAGCUGCCCAGAGCCCUUUCUGUGUCCGUUCCUGCAAGGCACUUUUACAACUCCGGCGGCUUCGUUUGCUUCUUGCCUCCGCUCGUGGCCCGCAGAAGUCGCCUUCGCGGGGAUGCGGCGGCGAGACGGCGGCCGAGGCGGGCAGCGCCGGCAAGCGGAGCCGGCGCCGGCGAGGAUGCCGCUGGGCGCCGCGGGCCGGCGAGCGCCGGCCGGCGGCGGCGGCGGCGAGCGGAUGCCGGCCUGAAAGCGGGGCGCAGGUGGAAGCGAGGGACAAUAAGGAGGGCGCCGGGGGGGCGCCGGAGCCGGCGCUGGACGCGGAGGCAGGUGCGGAGGGCGAGGCGGUUGAUGGACCCCAACGCGGCCAGAUGGAGGACGGGCCAGCCGACCGCGCCGCAGAGAGACGGCCGCGCCGGGGCAGCGGGCCGGGCGCCGCGCUGACGGAGCCCGGCGGCCGGCUCGCCGCCGCGCCGCCCGCCCGCGACCUGCAGGACGCCCGUGACCUGGUGGCCUUCUCGGCGCUGGCCGGAGCCGUGUCGCCGUCGGCGGCGCCGGAGGGCGGCGGGCGGCGGCGCGAGGACCUCGGCGCCCUGCGGGCCGCCCUCGCCUUGGCCCGGCACGGCAUGAAGCCCCCCAACUGCAACUGCGAUGGCCCCGAGUGCCCCGACUACCUGGAGUGGCUGGAGCAGAAGAUCCAGGUGGCGCUGGGCCGGGAGCCGACAACGCCGCUGCCGCCGCCGGCCCGCGGCGCCGCGCCGGAGCCCGGCCCGCCGCCCGCCUUGCCCUUCUCCCCCGGCGCCCUGAGCAUCGCCAAGGAGAAGAACGUCAGCUUGCAGACGGCCAUCGCCAUCGAGGCGCUCACCCAGCUGGCGGCGGCUGCGCCGGAGCCCGGCCGACUGGCGCUGCAGCAGCACCUGCGCCACAAGCGCGGGCUCUUCCUGGAGGCGCCGGCGGCAGCGGUGGCACCGGGCGCCUGGUGGCCCCCGGGCUCGGCAGCCCCCAAGGCGCCGCGCGAGAAGAAGAGGAGAGCGGCGGCCGAGAAGGUGCCGGCGGGCCGGCCGCCGCCGCGCCGGGCCGUGCCCGCCAAGAAAGCCAAGGGCAAGGAGGCGCCGCCGCUCUUCCCCCCGCUCUGGCAGAUCCGCCUGGACGGGCCACGGGCUCCCCCCGCCACCGCCGCCACCACCGCCGCCACCGCCGCCGAGCCGCCGCCGGCAACUCAGGGAAGGGGCGUCGCGGCGGGCAGCAGCCCGCCGGCCCCCGCCGGCGCCCCCAUCGUGGUGGACGCCAAGCUGGAGGAGCUCAUCCGGCAAUUCGAGGCCGAGUUUGGGGAGGAGCUGGCGCCGCCGGCGUUGCCGCCGCCGCCGCCGCCGCCGCCUGCCGCCGCCGAAGCCCUGCCGGCGGAGACGCCGCGCGGCGCCCGCUCGCCCAAGCAGAUCAAAAUCGAAUCUUCUGGUGCUAUCACGGUGCUUUCGACCACUUGCUUUUACACGGAGGAGAGCCGCGCCGCGGACGGGGCGGCCGGCACGCCCCCCGGCGACGAGGCGCCGCUGGCGCCCACCCUCAGCGGCUUCCUCGAGUCGCCGCUCAAGUACCUGGACACGCCGACCAAGAGCCUGCUGGACACGCCGGCCAAGCGGGCGCAAGCCGAGUUCCCCACCUGCGACUGCGUCGAACAAAUCGUGGAGAAGGACGAGGGGCCCUACUACACCCACCUGGGCUCGGGGCCCACCGUGGCGUCCAUCCGGGAGCUCAUGGAGGAGCGGUACGGCGAGAAGGGCAAGGCCAUCCGCAUCGAGAAGGUCAUCUACACGGGCAAGGAGGGCAAGAGCUCCCGCGGCUGCCCCAUCGCCAAGUGGGUGAUCCGUCGGCACGACCAGGAGGAGAAGCUGCUGUGCUUGGUGCGGCACCGGGCCGGCCACCACUGCCAGAACGCCGUCAUCAUCAUCCUCAUCCUGGCCUGGGAGGGCAUCCCCCGCACGCUGGGCGACACGCUCUACCAGGAGCUCACCGACACCCUCACCAAGUACGGCAACCCCACCAGCCGCCGCUGCGGCCUCAACGAUGACCGCACCUGCGCCUGCCAAGGCAAGGACCCCAACACGUGCGGCGCCUCCUUCUCCUUCGGCUGCUCUUGGAGCAUGUAUUUCAACGGCUGCAAGUACGCCCGCAGCAAGACGCCCCGCAAGUUCAGGCUGGUGGGCGACAACCCCAAAGAGGAAGAACUGCUCCGAAAAAGCUUUCAGGACUUGGCCACCGAGGUUGCUCCGCUGUACAAGAGGCUGGCGCCGCAGGCCUACCAAAACCAGGUUACGAACGAGGACGUGGCGAUAGACUGCCGGCUGGGCUUGAAGGAGGGCAGACCCUUCUCGGGGGUGACGGCGUGCAUGGACUUCUGCGCUCACGCGCACAAGGACCAGCACAACCUCUACAACGGCUGCACCGUGGUCUGCACGCUCACCAAGGAGGACAACCGCGUGGUGGGCAAGAUCCCCGAGGACGAGCAGCUGCACGUGCUGCCCCUCUACAAGAUGUCCAGCACGGACGAGUUCGGCAGCGAGGAGAACCAGAACGCCAAGGUGGGCAGCGGCGCCAUCCAGGUGCUCACGUCCUUCCCCCGCGAGGUGCGCCGGCUGCCCGAGCCCGCCAAGUCGUGCCGCCAGCGGCAGCUGGAAGCCAAGAAAGCCGCCGCCGAGAAGAAGAAGCUGCAGAAGGAGAAGCUCAUUGCGCCGGAGAAGAUCAAGCAGGAGGCGCUGGACAUCCCUGCGCUGGCGCCCGGCGCAGGUCUGGCGUUGAAGGGAGGCCUGCCGCCGCGGCCCCUCCGGCCGGCCGGCGAGGCGGAGGCGCCAGGCCGCUACAACGCCUUCAAGUACAGCGGCAACGCGGUGGUGGAGAGCUACUCGGUGCUGGGCAGCUGCCGGCCCUCGGACCCCUACAGCGUCAGCAGCGUUUACUCCUACCAUUCCUGCUAUGCACAGCCCAACCUGCCUUCGGUGAACGGGUUCCACUCCCGCUUCGCCCUGCCGGCCUUCGGCUACUACGGCUUCGCCCGCCGCCCCCUCUUCCCCGCGCGCCUCCUGGGCUACGGGCCGCCCGGCGGCUGCUGGCCCUACGAGGCGGCGGCGUCCCGGGGCGCCCGGCAGCGCUGCGGCGGCCCCGCCGUCAAGCAGGAGCCGGCCGAGGUGCCGGUGCCGGUGCCGGUGGCGGCGGCGGUGCCCGAACCGCCCUGGGGGCCCCGGGCGGCCUCGCCGCAGAGGACUAACGCGCCGGCGGCCUGGGAGACGCCGGGACGGCAGCAGUGGCGGCGGCUCUUCGGAGCGGAGGCCGGCUCGGGGCGGGCGGCGUGGAGCCCGCGGCCCGGCGGAGACGCCGCCGCCGCCACCGCCUGGGAGCUGGGGCCGCUGGGCUUGGCCCCGGCGCUGGAGGGCCUGGGCGGGCGCCCCGGCGAGCCGUGGGGCUCGGGCGAGGCGGCGCCCGGCGCGGGGCCGCCGGCGCCCUGGGAGAGCCGCGGCGAGAAGCCCUGGGAGCCCUUCGGCCUGGACGACGGCGCCGAGGAGCUGCCGGCGAAGGCGGCCAAGCGGGAGGAGGAGGAGGACGAGGAGGAGGAGGACGAGGAGGAGGACGAGGAGGAGGAGGAGGACGAGGAGGAGGAGGAGGAGGAGUGGUCGGACAGCGAGCACAACUUCCUGGACGAGAACAUCGGCGGCGUGGCGGUGGCGCCGGCGCACGGCUCCAUCCUCAUCGAGUGCGCCCGCCGCGAGCUGCACGCCACCACGCCGCUCAAGAAGCCCAACCGGUGCCACCCCACCCGCAUCUCCCUGGUCUUCUACCAGCACAAGAACCUCAACCAGCCCAACCACGGCUUGGCCCUCUGGGAGGCCAAGAUGAAGCAGCUGGCGGAGCGGGCCCGCGCCCGCCAGGAGGAGGCCGCCCGCCUCGGCCUGCCGCCCGACGCCAAGGCCUUCGCCAAGAAGCGCAAGUGGGCCGGCGCGCUCCUGCCCGAGCCGCCCCCCAAGGAGAGGAAGGACCAGGUGCCCACGCGCCAGGCGCUGGCCGUGCCCACCAACUCGGCCAUCACCGUGUCCUCCUACGCCUACACCAAGGUGACGGGCCCCUACAGCCGCUGGAUCUGA
Molecule: messenger RNA, 4227 nt
Organism: Rhea pennata
Lineage: Eukaryota; Metazoa; Chordata; Aves; Rheiformes; Rheidae
Gene: TET3
Product: tet methylcytosine dioxygenase 3
Exons: 15
Coding region: 1-4227 (1408 amino acids)
Biological process (GO): positive regulation of transcription by RNA polymerase II
Cellular component (GO): nucleus
Molecular function (GO): DNA 5-methylcytosine dioxygenase activity
Source: RefSeq, a predicted model, not a curated record